UUCGACCCGUUCUUUCUUUAUUUACAUCCUUUGAUAUCUCCUAUUUCUUUGCAUCUCUCUCUCUUACAUCCACAACUUCCUUUAUUUUAGUUCUUUGGUUUCCUUAUUAGCCUUAUUUGGUUCGUUCCUUAUAUUUCUUCUUUCUCUUCUUCAAAAUUUUCCUAAAAAUUAUCAAUUCUCUCUCUUCUGUCUUUUGUGUUUUUUGUCUGUCAAUUCUGUUCUUCCAACAAAAUUAUCUUUUCUUAGAUUUAAAUCUGAAUGGGUCGAGUUAAACUCCAGAUUAAGAGAAUAGAAAACAACACAAAUCGACAGGUUACCUUCUCCAAGCGAAGAAAUGGACUCAUUAAGAAAGCUUAUGAGCUUUCUAUCCUUUGUGAUAUCGAUAUUGCUCUUAUCAUGUUCUCUCCUUCUGGUCGCCUUAGUCAUUUCUCCGGCAAAAAGAGGAUUGAAGAUGUGCUUACCAGAUACAUAAAUCUCCCUGACCAUGACACUGGAGGGACUGUUAAAAAUCGGGAGUAUAUGAUAAGGACCUUAAAGAAACUCAAGAGCGAAAACGAUGUUGCUCUCCAGCUAGCCAAUCCUGGAGCUGUUAACUCUAAUGUGGAGGAACUCCAACAAGAGAUUAGUAGAUUCCAACAACAACUUCAGAUGGCCGAGGAACAAUUAAGGAUUUUUGAGCCGGACCCACUAAAGCUCACAUCAAUGGGUGAACUAGAAUCAUGUGAGAGGCAGCUUAUGGAUGCAUUGACACGUGUUACACAAAGAAAGAAAUAUCUGUUAGGUAACCAAAUAUCGUCUUAUGAUCAAUCCAAUAUUCAGAUGUAUUUGGAUUCUCAAGAGGGGAUGCCCACAUCAUUUGAGAAUGAGGUUGUGGGUUGGUUGCCAGAGAAUGCACACCAGUCUAACCAAAUUUUCCUUGGACCUGACUCUUUGGUUCCUCUAAGGGAUCAGUCAUCCUCAAUAUAUGACACAUUGUCUCAUGGAGCAAGCUUAAAUGUGGACCCACGAGGCAUGGGAGAGUGCAAUGUCAGCAGUACAAGCGAUGGGAAUCUUCCACCUUGGCCCCAGGGUUACACAUCCAGUGAUCUUCUCUCUGCUCUCAUGCCACCUUCUUCAUUCCCUCUAAUCCAGGGAAUGACCGGCCCAGAUAUGCAAUCAAUAAUGCCACGUGAGCAAGAGGAGACCCCACCGAGCUGUUCUCACAUGCCUGCCAAUCAAGAGGGUGCCAAUUAUGACUUAUGAGAUCAACUUUGCCGUUGCCAUAGAAGAAGAACUUAGGUAGCAAUGUAGCUCAGGGAUGGAUCGGUGGCUCUGCGCUACAAUGCGCCUGGGUGAGGCUGAAACCCAAAUGAAAAGCAUAUAUAUAGUUGGAUACAGAAUAUUAAUUUACUUCCUUUGUUUUGGGACAGAUUUUGAUAAUAGAAUCCCAAAACCGCUCAUUUACUGUAAUAUCCUUAAUUAAAGACUUGA
Telopea speciosissima is the source of this 1470-nucleotide messenger RNA. RefSeq names its product agamous-like MADS-box protein AGL104. Bases 259 to 1242 code for a protein of 327 amino acids. Gene Ontology annotation, biological process: positive regulation of transcription by RNA polymerase II. Gene Ontology annotation, cellular component: nucleus. Lineage: Eukaryota; Viridiplantae; Streptophyta; Magnoliopsida; Proteales; Proteaceae. Gene Ontology annotation, molecular function: DNA-binding transcription factor activity, RNA polymerase II-specific; RNA polymerase II cis-regulatory region sequence-specific DNA binding; protein dimerization activity. The transcript is spliced from 12 exons. The record is from RefSeq and is a predicted model, not a curated record.